This is a messenger RNA of Apiotrichum porosum, 1566 nucleotides long. RefSeq lists its product as uncharacterized. The record is from RefSeq and is a predicted model, not a curated record. Bases 1 to 1566 code for a protein of 521 amino acids. The transcript is spliced from 3 exons. NCBI's taxonomy places the organism in Eukaryota, Fungi, Basidiomycota, Tremellomycetes, Trichosporonales, Trichosporonaceae.
AUGUCGAUGCUCACCGCCGAGCACCGGCCGUAUUCACCACAGGCCACGCGCCCAGGACGCCAGCCUCAACCUCCUCGCCCAACCCCACGGACACCUGCGCGGCCACCACCCGGACGUCGCACGUCGGCAGACAGCGCUGCUAUGAGGCCACGACCCAUGGUAUCACCCGCACCGGGCCGGACACCGCCCCCGCUUCCUUCUCGCGGCGCAACAGGUUCGCCGUCUGUCAUGAGCGGCCGUGAAGGAAGCACCUUCACUCGCCGGGGCGAGACUGUCCACAGCCCGCCUCCCGCCGAGCUUGAGCUAUUCGCUCACCACUGUCGUGUCUUCUAUUUCACCGCCGCACCACCAGAGGACAGCGCCAACUACAUUUCGCGCACGCUCGCAGCGCUCCCGCCGGCUCACCGGGCAGCAUACACGCGUGUCCAGUCGAGCCUGCGUGCCCAAGCUCAUCUGCACCACCUCCGUGUGCGCAUUUCGUCCUUCCACGCCCUCAUGGCGGCCACAGCCCCCAACUCGGGCCUGUCUCUUCCUGCCCGUUCCGAGCUGGCUGGCCGCCGCGCCCAGACUGAACGCGCCGACCGCCUGGGACUGUUUAUCCGCACAUGGGGAGGCAGUGCCGGCGCCCUUGAGCCCUUCUUUCGUGGGCUUUGGAGUGUGCUCCGUGUCCAGAGUCGCGGACCGCCUCCUCGCGGCGGUGCGGGACCACGCUGCGUCGUGUGGGAAGUUGACGACGCCGUCUUCCUCGAGUCUGGUGGUCCCGAGUUUAUGCACGAGGCCGUCACGAUCAUGAAGGGCGUGUUGGGAUUCACAGACCAGCCACUCACCGCUGGACCGCGUCUUCGCCGUGUCUCACACUAUCCAGAGGAUCCCGCUACCGCCACGCAGGACCAGCGCAUGCGCUCUGGUUCAGACCCAUUCACAGACCGUGCUCCCUUGCCUGUGGUGCAGCCGCGCAAGUCAUCUGGCCGCGGCCCCGCCCCUCCUCCCCCGCCUUCACGCCGUCGGCCAUCGACCCAGGCCCCCCAGUACGCUACCGAACGCCGCUGGCCACCAGAGGACGGAGGCGCCGCAUCACCGCUCCUGCCCCCUUGCUCGCCCAACUUGCACGGUCCCGUAACCCCCACCAUGCACUCGACGCCCACCCUCGCGCCGACGUCGCCCAUCUCCAUCGCCACGACGGAAGACGACGACGAGGCCGAGGAAGAGGCCGACCUGAACAAGGCCCGCUUCCGCCUCUGGACGUUCCCCACACACAUCAACGACGAGGAGGCCGAAAACCUCAUGACCUUGUUCCCGCGCUACGUCUCCAAGACGGACCAGCGGUUCCCCCUCCGCCGCGCCCGGGCAAAGGACCUCGAGCUGGGCAGCGACACGUGGAUGCCUGUCACCGUCGACGGCGUGACGGCCACCAUCCCGCGCGUCGAGGCCGAGGACGACGCGGGCGUCCUGCGUGCCGGAACGGGACGCAUGUGGGUCGGUACGGACGAGCGGGGUGGUGGAUGGGGUGGUGGCGGUUGGUUUAGGUUCAAGCGCUGGUGGCGUAGACUCUUUGGAAGAGGGUGA